This is a messenger RNA of Conger conger (European conger), 2928 nucleotides long. It is a transcript of the gene rtkn2, whose product is annotated as rhotekin 2. Gene Ontology annotation, biological process: signal transduction; positive regulation of cell population proliferation; hemopoiesis. The transcript is spliced from 12 exons. Lineage: Eukaryota; Metazoa; Chordata; Actinopteri; Anguilliformes; Congridae. The record is from RefSeq and is a predicted model, not a curated record. The coding region runs from base 47 to 2248 and encodes 733 amino acids.
CGUAGCAGCUGGUCUCCGUUUAUUGUGUCAGGGUUGCUCUGAGCGAAUGGCGAGUAUGGAUAGUCCGCGCGACAUUCAAAACUUCUUAAGGAAUGAAAGGGCCAGGGCUACUGUUUCGUCCUGCUCUUCCCUCGGUAUGGAGAUUAAAAGAAAGAAGAUCAGGCAGAGCACAGUAUUUCUACCAAAAGAGGAUAGCAGCAUUCCAGAGAAGAUAGACUUCGAGGUCCGCAUGCGAGAGGGAGCCUACAAGCUCCUGGUGGCCAGCACCAAGCGGGACCAGAUCCUCAACGCCUCCAGAAGCCUCCUGACCUGUAACACGCGCAUCGUGGCCUACGUUACAGAGCUGCAGAGGAGGACGGAGGACCUGGAUGCACAGGCUGCAGUGAAGGGCAGGGUGUCAGAUCCAGUUCCUAAGGACCGUGUACCAUGCCUGGGAAAAGUAGCCCUGUCAGGGCUCAGAAUACCAUUGAUGUGGAAAGACUCUGACCACUUUAGCAACAAAGGAAGCUCGAGACGAGUGGCUGUGUUUUGCCUGAUGAAAAUUGGAGCACAAGUUUUUGACACAGAAAUGGUGGUGGUGGAUAAAUCAGCGACAGACAUUUGUUUUGAGGGCUUAACAAUAUUCUCCGGGGCCCGGCCGCACUUCCAGCUCACGCUGGAGCUCUACGGCUGUGCCAUGGAGGAGGACGCGUCUCUGGUCAACACGCCGAAGAAACUGGCCAGGAAGCUGCGCAACUCUCUGGGCAAGGCCUCCGGGAAAAAAGUCUGCCCCCUGCUGGAGGCUGGGGACCCGGAGUCUUUCCUGCAGUCUCAUCCCAUACCCCACUCAGCGAGGUACAGUCUGCUGGCGUACACGACCCUGUGCCUCGCCCAGGCUGAGGGAACCUUCCAGUCUCAUUCACUCAUAGUCACAGAGAAUGCGGAGAGUUCCUCUUGGCUGCCCCUGUAUGGAAGCCUCUGUUGCCGCUUGGUGGCCCAGCCAGACUGCAUGAUCCAGGAAAUGAUGAGUGGCUUCCUGAACCAGCAGCAGAGCGUUGGGGGUGUGAAGAGGUGCUGCUCGCUGUACUGUGUGCUGAGCGCUGGCAGCCUGGCCUGCUACUACUCCCCAGAGGAAAUCCAGGCCAAGAUGGAGCCUGCCCUGACCAUCCCCAUCAACAAGGACACACGCAUACGCAUGGUCUAUAAGGAGCAGGGCAAAGGCUCAAACAGCCUGAACAUCAUCAGCCCUGGGGCGGGGCAGGCGGGAGAGAGCAGUGUGUUCACCGCAGACAGCCGGGAGGAGCUGCAGGCCUGGGUGGAGGCCUUCUGGCAGCACCUGUACGACCAAGCCGAAUGGCAGCACUGCUGCAGCGAGCUGAUGAAGAUCGAGGUGAUGUCUCCAAAGAAACCACCGCUCUUCCAAACCAGACAUGCAGAUUCGGUCUACAACGAUCUGAGCAUCGGCUCCCCAGGGAAAUUUGAAAGCCUCACAGACAUCAUCCACAACAAGAUAGAGGAAACUGGAGGCCGUUUCCUCAUUGGCCAGGAGGAGGAAACGGAGGCCCCUGAUUGGUCCGCUCUGUUUGGGGGGCCCCGCCCCCUGGUGGUGCAGAAGAGUGUGCUCUCCCCCAGCCGGGACGACGGGCACCCCAGCCCCAACUGCAGCGGCCCCAAGAAGAGGCGCGCUCCACCCCCACCCCCUGACAAGCAGCCUUACGCCCCAGCCACCGACAGCACCGCCCACAUCCCGCUCAACAGUGCCCCCUACGCCUCGAGCAUAACCAGUUCCCCCUCCACCCCAAGAUUAGCCAGUGUCCCCCAUGCCCUGCUUACCAACGCUCCCUAUGCCUCGAGCAUAACCAGCGACCCCUACACCCCAAGAUUAGCCAGUGCCCCCCAUGCCCUGCUCAACAACGCCCCCUACACCUCGAGCAUAACCAGCGACCCCUACACCCCAAGAUUAGCCAGUGCCCCCCAUGCCCUGCUCAACAACGCCCCCUACACCUCGAGCAUAACCAGUGCCCCCUACGCCCCACUCCAGCAGAAGCAGAGGAAGCCAGGAACACGCUCAGGCAGACCCUCUCUGGAUGCCAAGUUCUCCGCCAUCAUCCAGCAGCUGCAGAAGAACCACGGCCCCGCCCACAGGCCCGCCCCUGUCCACCCGGAGGACUCUGAGAACCAACCGCCGGACCGCCCCCCGCAGCCAGUCCCCGCCCCUCGCCACAAGCGCAAGUCCUUCAGGGAGAAGAUCAAUCCCAAAGGCUGGUGAACCAACCACAAACCAGCUCCUUUCAACCUGAACCAACCACAAACCAGCUCCUUUCAACCUGAACCAACCACAAACCAGCUCCAUUCAACCUGAACCAACCACAAACAAGCUCCAUUCAACCUGAACCAACCACAAACCAGCUCCAUUCAACCUGAAGAAACCACAAGAUUGUGCUAAUUAACCAGCUCAUUUCAACCUGAACAAACCACUAGACUGUGCUAAUUAACCAGCUCAUUUCAACCUGAACAAACCACUAGACUGUACUAAUUAACCAGCUCAUUUCAACCUGAACGAACCACUAGCCACUUAUUCAUGCUGCUUUGAGCCAGAGACAUUUAUAAAUGUCUUAUAUAAACAUUCAUAAAAUGUUGGAUUUUAAAGAACGUCGCAUUAUACACUUUAGAAACCAAGUGGUAGCCUCCGUAGACUGCUUAGCAUUUUAGCGUGAGAUGAAGUUGUAUACUACAAUUUACUAACUGAAUGUGAAAGUAAUGUAUCAUGAUGAGAAAUUAGUGUAAGCUAUGUUGGCAAAGGUGUCGAGAAUGUGCAGUUGCUCAUAGCAGAUGUGCAAUUAAUUUUUUUUAUUUCGCUUUUUUAGUCUUGUUAUUUUAAAAUUAUACAAACGGUACAUUCUAUCGAGGAGUGUUUCCUGGUCCUGCAGAAUAAAUAAUAAUUGCAAA